GAGUUUCGACCUAUUCCGCGCAGCACCAUGGCCAGCAGGCUGUGGGCUCGGGUCAGCGAGUGGAGUACGCGUCGCCUAUGGGCUACUCGCCGACGACAGUGAAUGGAUCUUCGGGGCUAGUAGGCAUGAGCGCGAAUGUCCUCGACUCUACAUCCAUCUUCAACACAACCCCAGUGUCCACGACGUUCCACACAGGCCCCCAGUCGUACCUCGACUACUCGCACGAGGUAUCAGCGUACUCAUAUCCGACCAGCGAGUACGCUGCCACGAGGGACCUGUAUGCUGCACCAGCCAUUGCAGACCAUGGCACGACGGCCACGUACGGUCCCCGUCCUGACUACAUGAACGAGAGCUCGCCGAGCAUCGAAGGGUUCAGCGGAUUCUCGCCCCACCCUCGCAGCACCUCCGCGACCUCUCUCACUCCAUCCCACGAUGGCCAAGCUUCCGAGCUACCAUCUGCGCAAACAACAAUCCGGAACCUAGAACUCUCACCAGAGCCUCUGCAAUGGAACGGAGCCUACGGCGACGGAAUCAUCCCGAUCGAGGAAUGGCUUGCGAUACUGAGGGCUGCUGCGUCCGGAAGUCCUGACGCACCCGACACAGAAAACGAGGGAAAACAGGACGACCUACAGGCCUCCACAGGUGAGUACCGUAUCAAUAUAGCCGACUCCCGAGUGAUAAUGAAACGUCUCGAAGACUUCAACGCUGCGCCUGUGCAAGGGUUCACCGCAGCGGCUUCUACACUGCUCGGCGCCGAGCCGCAACCCCCAGCCGGCCUCCUCUGGACGGAUGCUCCUUCCGCCGAAUUGGUCGAAUGGCUGGACCUUCCUAGCGAUUUCGACUUCACUUUCGGCGCGUCGUCCCAAGGGACCACCGACGACGAAUCGCUCCGCGCACCACGUCUCUCAGGGAGCGACGAGUUCAACCCUUGGUCAGGCAGCGGCGCCUCCCCCAGCUCCUACCAAGGGCCAUCCUCCCACGACCUCUGGGAGCACCAGAGGGACUGGUAGUCUGGAUGACAGCCAUCCCGUCACGAACCAAGAUCGUCCUAGAGCAGGAUGAACUUACCUUUGAGCUUGGACUUUACAUCUCUUUCGCACCUCUCACGUACUAUCGUCUCGCAAUCGUCUCGCUGUCGCCGUUAUCUCUGCUCUUCAUUCCGUCCAGUCUCGCUGACGAUUACACACGUUUGUCGCGCUGUCCCAUCAUACUGACCUUGCUCUGAACUUGUCGCGCUCCUAUCGCUCACGUACUGUUUGUAUCUGUAGACUGUCCACAUCCUCCGUUUCUACUGGUCUUAUAGUGAACCAGGUUAAUAUAAAUCUCAUCAACCCAUAUGCAGAGCCUCUCACCGUCUCAGUGUGCUAUAUUCCGGACAUUGCGUCGUUCCGGCUUGUUUCGCACAGAUCUUGUGGGUGAAUCAAAGUACUUCAUAGAGAGGAUAGUAUGUGAUUGCGACGGGAUACACU
Molecule: messenger RNA, 1469 nt
Organism: Fomitopsis serialis
Lineage: Eukaryota; Fungi; Basidiomycota; Agaricomycetes; Polyporales; Fomitopsidaceae
Exons: 4
Coding region: 78-1010 (310 amino acids)
Source: RefSeq, a predicted model, not a curated record